AUGUUAAGACACGUAGCUCAAAAAUACACACAACAAUACGUCCCAAUUAGAUCCUUAGUUCAAAACACGAAUGGCACCGAAAGUUUACAAUUCAUUAAAGGCACCGAAGACAAUCAACUUCUUAAACUUGGUGGAUUGAUGUUGACAGCUAUUAUUAUGACCGGAGGAGGCGCGAUUUGA
Messenger RNA from Funneliformis caledonium, 180 nucleotides. The record is from the annotation of a GenBank genome assembly. Lineage: Eukaryota; Fungi; Glomeromycota; Glomeromycetes; Glomerales; Glomeraceae.